Molecule: messenger RNA, 1422 nt
Organism: Rhopalosiphum maidis (corn leaf aphid)
Lineage: Eukaryota; Metazoa; Arthropoda; Insecta; Hemiptera; Aphididae
Product: repetitive proline-rich cell wall protein 1-like
Exons: 5
Coding region: 53-1270 (405 amino acids)
Cellular component (GO): extracellular matrix
Source: RefSeq, a predicted model, not a curated record
CUAUGGAGGGAAAAAUUACCUUCGAUGUAUCCGUAUAAAUACUCUACAUUCGAUGAGGAUAAUCACCAGUUACUUCUCUUCUGUUCAUUUGAUCAAAUCAAAUAAUCCAAACAACACAUCAAAAAUGGCCGCUAAGAUGAUCAUAUUCGCUGCCUGUGUGGCCACCACACUCGCCCAAUACGCCGCCCCGGCUUACCCGUCCCACCACGCUGCACCAGCUUACUCAGCGCCCGCUUACUCCGCACCAAAGGCUUACGCUCCGGAACCCACAUACGCCCCGAAACCAUACAGCUUCGAAUACAGCGUAAACGACCCACACACCUACGACGUGCACAGCCAAUCCGAAUACAGCGACGGAUACGGCAACGUCAAAGGAACUUACAGCCUCUUGGAAGCCGACGGUUCCACCCGCGUCGUCGACUACACCGCUGACUCCUACGGAUUCAACGCUGAAGUCAAGAAAAUCGACGGAGGAUACAAAGCCCCAUACAGCGCCCCAGCCCCAGCCUACAAAGCCGCCCCAGCCUACAAGCCAGCUUACUCUGCACCAGCUUACUCUGCCCCAGCUUACUCUGCCCCAGCCUACGCUGCACCAGCUUACCCAGCACCCGCAUACUCCGCACCGGCCUACAAACCAGCCCCAUACAAGGCAUACUACUCUGCUCCAGCUUACAAGCCAGCGUACUCAGCGCCCGCUUACUCGGCACCAAAGGCUUACGCCCCAGAGCCUGCAUACCCACCAACACCGUACAACUUCGAAUACAGCGCCCCGUACAGCGCACCGGCCUACAAGCCAGCUUACUCUGCACCAGCUUACUCUGCACCAGCUUACUCUGCACCAGCUUACUCUGCACCAGCUUACCCAGCACCCGCAUACUCUGCACCACCAGCGUACUCAGCGCCCGCUUACUCCGCACCAAAGGCUUACGCCCCAGAACCCGCAUACGCCCCAGCCCCAUACAGCUUCGAAUACAGCGUAAACGACCCACACACCUACGACGUCAAGAGCCAAUCUGAAUACGCCGACGGCAACGGUUACGUCAAGGGAUCUUACAGCCUUUUGGAAGCCGAUGGUUCCACCCGCACCGUCGAAUACACCGCUGACGACUACAACGGUUUCAACGCCGUCGUCAAGAACUCCGCCCCAGCUGCCUACAAGCCAGCUUACUCCGCACCAGCUUACUCCGCACCAGCCUACGCUGCCCCAGCUUACCCAGCACCAGCUUACUCUGCACCGGCCUACAAGCCAGCAUACAAACCAGCAUACUAAUAAUUUAUUUUGUCAUGUAAACCAACUCUCUUCAUCGCCUUUUUUCCAUAUUUUCUUCGUUUAUACCUCUCUGCCAUCGCGUUCAUAUUGAACCAUGAUCACAAAGUCAUACCAUGCCAUAUUAAUAUAUAAGACAGUAGGUACGACUUGUG